Messenger RNA from Cheilinus undulatus (humphead wrasse), 1289 nucleotides. RefSeq names its product PTTG1 interacting protein b (gene pttg1ipb). The transcript has 7 exons. Gene Ontology annotation, biological process: protein import into nucleus. The record is from RefSeq and is a predicted model, not a curated record. Gene Ontology annotation, cellular component: cytoplasm; nucleus. Lineage: Eukaryota; Metazoa; Chordata; Actinopteri; Labriformes; Labridae. Bases 91 to 618 code for a protein of 175 amino acids.
CUGGAGGUCCUCCUUUCAGCCCUUCUCUCUCCACAGCCGUUACUUUCUCCUUCUUCUUCGCUGUUUUCGGUGGUGUUCUGUCGUUUCACCAUGUCAGGGGCUAACAGAGGUUUAGUGUUUAUCUGUGGACUCGUUUUCUACUCUGCUAUAUUAGCUACAGAGGCGCAAACAUCUACUCCUUCUCCAGCUGAAAUUCCCUGUGCCCUGAGAUCCAACACAAGUUGUGAUGAAUGCCUGAAGAAUGUGACAUGUUUGUGGUGCUCACCAACCAAACAAUGCAUUGACUACCCCGUGAGGAACGUCCUGCCCCCCAGCAGUGUGUGUCCACUGAGUGAUGCACGAUGGGGGGUAUGUUGGGUAAACUUCCAGAUUUUGAUCAUCACCAUGUCAGUGCUGGCCGGUAUCAUUAUCAUCGCCAUUUUUGUUUGCAUCAUCUGCUGCUGCAAGUGUGAGAGGGUCGGAAACAAGAGAGAAGAUGCCAAGGUGGAGCGGCAGAAUCGUGCAAGAAAGGCCCGACAGAAAGAGAGGAGAACAGAAAUGCAGCUGAGGCACGAUGAAAUCAGACACAAAUACGGUCUGGCAAAGGAAAACCCAUACUCCCGUAUGGACGAUCAUUAAGAAGAAUCCUGGAGAUGGUUCCUUUAAAAAAUAAACGGCUUUAGAUUUUCUGACUUCUGCCAGUAAUAGUGGGAUCCAUGUGUAGCAUGUGACAAACUGUGAUUAUCUGAUUUCAGAGCCAAUGUUUGUGAAAGAAGUAAACCAAAAUAGCCAAGAAACACUCCGUCUGCAAGAUGUUUACCCAAUUACUGCACCUAAUGUUUAUGUGUUUACAUGCAAAAGCUCCGCAUUACGCUAUAUUACUCUGUAGUGUAAUUGUAAAUGAUUUAUGGAAACCUUUUUCAGUGAACUUCUAUUUUUAUAGAAGGGCUUUUAUUUAUAAUACUACAAAAUGUGGUGUUGUGAUUCUUACAACUUGCGGGCAGAUCAGUGCUUGUGGUGCUUUACCUUUAAGUAGCAUUGUAAUUGUGUAAUAAUAUGCUGUUUGUGUCUAAAAUGUUUUUCUAAAUUUGCUUUUCAUAUCGUGCCACAUUCUGAAGGUUAUUUGUUAAAUUAUCUGCUGAUAAAUAUCAGAAUCUGAUUUUUUUCUUUUUGUGUAUGACGGACAUAUUUUAACCAAACUAAGUUUGCUGCUGAUGUUAAAAAUAAUACUGAUUUUUUUUUCAGAUAAAUGUGUCUUUUUUUGAAAAGAUUGUUUUAUAAGCAAUUGCAAAAUAUACAAAUAAAAUUCA